AGUGGUGUACCUUGAAUAAUAGUCUCCCAGGGCAAAGUUCCAAAAUUGUUCCCCCUAAACAUAUGUUAUGGUAGAUAGUUUUGGUCAGUGACAUUAUCAAAAGUGCCACCCAGUUCAGGGACAUUGCUAAAAAAAGGAAGGGGGGGAGAGAACCUUCAACCCGUUAGGUACACCAGUUUUUCCUUUUUCAACCCUUAAAAUCAUUUUAACUUUUAUGAACUAUCUAAUUUAAUAAUAGUAAUAUUACCGGGUAUUAAUUAUAUUUUAAAAAUAAAUUAGGUCUAAAUGAUAUUACUUAUAGUAUAGGUUUGAACAAGCCUACAUGGAAAAUAGAGUCAGUCAGUGAUGGGUAAGUCAUUAACAACACAUUUACUUAUGUAAAAUAUGCAAAUAGGUUUGAACUAGCCUACAUGGAAAAUAGAGUCAGUCAGUGAUGGGUAAGUCAUUGGCAACACAUUUACUUAUGUAAAAUAUGCAAAUAAAAUAUUAUUUAUUUUUAUUUUACAGUUUCAAAUUGGCUAAUGCUGAUCAUAUCAAAGGUAAAGAACCAAUCAUCCAUAUACUGUUAUGGUUCUGCCAAAUGUAGCUGAUGAGUGGCAUUAUUUAAAACAAUGGUGGUGCAAGUAAAAUCCAAAUCAUUUUCUUAACCUUAGUAUUGAAAAUCUCCAUGGAUGAUAUAAACUGUAAAGUUCUAACAAAAUAGUCAAGCCCUGUUAUUAUCCUCAAACUCAAUAGACUUUCAUCAACCAAAAAAUUAUAAUGACAACUAAAAUAAUAAUCAGGCCUGCAAAGCUGGGUGUUGAGAUAAGAGGAAUCAAUCUUUUAGCACCUCUGGGCAAAGAGAUGAUAACAAAAAUAAAAAGUGAUCUUUAUCAGCAUAGACUUUUGAUAUUUAAGAAUCAGGGUGUGAUAAGUGGAGAAGACCAUGUUAAAAUAAGUCAGUGGUUUGGAGAGUUGGAAUCAACAUUUUACAAGCAUCCAAAAUCGCCUCACCCAGAUGUGUUUAGAGUUUCAAAUGAUGAAUAUGAAGGUUGCAGAAAUGUUGGAAGAACAGGUUGGCAUAUUGAUGGCUCUUUCAUGGAGAAACCUUUCAACUUUGCCCUCUAUCACAUGGUAUCAGUUCCAAAAAUAGGUUGUACUGGUAAGAAAUUUCAGCCUCUUUUGAUUACCCUUAUUUUCUUUGUUUUUAGAUAUAUUUAUUAAAAUUAUUAACCUGUACAAAAAAGUCUGAAAAUUAGGCCACGAAUGAUUUAAUUUUUAUUAUGGAGGAAUUCUUUGUAAAAGCCACAUUUAGGACUAGAAGUAAAGUAGGCAGGAAUAUUUUCUCUAACAACACUAAAAAUAAAUAUUUGAUGGUCAUCAGUUUUUCAAUAAAGUAGUUCUAUUGAAAAGAUGUACAAUUUACUUGCACACACAAUUUAUACUCCAAUUGCCAGUUGUGCAUUGGUUUGAUGGAUUAACUUCUGGGUUUGGAAAACUUGUCAACUUUGGUUUGUAAUCUUUUGUUACUUGAGAUAAAGAUUUGGGAUUUCUAUCUUCGGUUAGUGAGAGCAUUGGCUUUCUAUUAGGGUUACAGUAGGCUUUAAAAUAUUCCUAAAUGCACUUUUAGAAGGUGUUGUAAAAAUUGUGUGGUGUACUGCUUUGAUCAUUUGUAGAGAAGCUUGAUGAAAGUAUAUGGCGAAUUUUGUUUUCCCUUUUUUUCCUUCUUUUUUUUUAUUGUUAACAAAAUAUUUUUAGUUAAAUCUUAUUAACUUAUUUUAAAUCAAGGAAACAUAUUUUUUUUUCUUUCAUGAAUGUUUUAAAUCAAAUUAUUGAAGUCCUUCUAUUUUUGUUAUGUAUGGUAUUAUUAAACUUUGGAAUUAUAUGUGUUGAAUGUUGAUUAUUUAAUCCAGCAUUUGUUGGUUUCAAGGAGCUUCUUAUGUCAAUAUCAUCUGAAAAAAGAGCAUCUUGGGAUAGGUUGUGGAUGGUAGGAAAUGGACAUGACAUCAUUCACCCUUUGAUUUACACUCAUCCUGAAACUAAGGAACAUGUGAGAAAAUAGUGAAUUCAAAUAUUUAGAGCUCUUAACUUAUGCCAGACUUUUUUUUUUCCCCACAAUGCUCAAAACCUGUACACAUUGAUGUUAAAAUUUUUUUUCUAAUUUAAGACAAAUUAUUUUGCCUUAAAAAAAAACUUUGUCAAGUAUUACUAAGCAUGUCUUUGCAGGUAAUGUGCUUCCAUCUAGGGAUGAUUAGAUGCUUUAUAUGGGAUUAUGGAACUCAAAAUCAACGAAUGACAGAUUAUAAUGAAACGAGGCAGAUUUUUCAGGACAUUCAUGAUGAAAUAGUCAAAGACAAUGAAAAGCUGGUUUAUGAGCAUCAUGUAAGAUUUUAAUUAUACAUUCCUACAUACCUAGAAAAACACAGAUUGUGUAAAUUUUUGAGUUGUUAAUAUCAACCAAUUACUAAAAUGUAUUAAAAUCAACAAAUACAUUGUGUCCAUUAUUUUUAUGUUUUCCAGUGGGAGAGAGGGGAUUUCAUCAUCUCUGACAACCGAGCAGUGGCCCAUGAAGCCACUCCAGAGACACAAUAUCCAGUGUCAAUGGUUGGCCUACGAGUGCUGCACCGGACAACAGUUGCUGGGACAACAAAACCAUUCAAAUGAACAAGUCAUUUAACCUAUACUUGGGAUUCACAUUGUUUUCCAGUCCCCAGUCUUCAUGACAUAGCUACUUAUUAGUUUACCGAAUGCUUUAUGUCAUAAUCCCAUUUACAAAAUAAGACUUUUCAUUUCAUUAUUUCAGUGUAUAAUUGAAUUAUUUUAAAUUCUAAGAAAUUAUUAUUGGAACUGGAAUCUUUUGUUAUUUGCUUUAAAAUCCACAAAUAUAAACAUUCCAAACAAAAAUUUUCUUUUAAAAUAAUUUUAAUUUAAAAAAAAAAAAAUACAGAUGUUUUUUUACAAUAUUUAUUGAAAGCUUAAUUCUGUGGUGCACUUUUGUUUGAAAUUUUAAAAAUUAUAUCAAUAAGAAAUGUUUCACUACAGUACUCUACAAAAGCUUUUUUGGCUAAUUUGCUUGAAGUGUUUCUAAGACUGUUUUAAUUUAUGCCAACAUGAUUAAUCCAUCAAUCAAUAUUUUCCUUACAUUGAAGAAUGUUAAUGAACUAUUUUAUUUAAAAAUUGAAGAAAAUGCUGCAUGCAUAUGUAGUGUACAAACAAAUUUUUGUAGGCAUCAAUUUUAUAAAUGUUCUUCUUGCAUAAAAAAAUGUAGUUAUAAACUUGAAAUUAAUUUUGUUUCAAAUCACUGUCUGUACAUUUUCCAUUGAAAUAUAUUUUGUACUGCCUUAAACUUAAAAGAUUUUACUCUGUCUUAGUCAUUCAAUGUUAUUUAAAGUAACAUAUAAUCAAACAUAUUUAAGUGGGAGUUACACUGAAACUUAUUACGGUAUAAUUUUCAAAGCCUGAAGGAUGUUAUUUAAGGGACUACAUUCUUGUCUUGUCUGGUGAAGAAGCAGAAACAUCCUUUUUUAACUGUCCUGUCUUCCCAUUUCCUGAACCUAAACAUAUCUUGUUCCACUAUUUCCUUCUCAACUUGAAAUAAUGGUAAUUUAAAAAUAUGAUUUGUAUGCUUGUAGAAAGUUAUAUUGUCUUUCUUCAUCGUUAAUUUUUUUUUUUUUUAAUUUGUAUAAAUAAAUGAGCGCUUUUAAUGUGCAACAGACCUCCUUGCAUUGUGUCAAAGCCAGAUCUAAAAAUAAAUGUCCAUAAAUGUGUUGAGGUUAUAAAUUAAUAUUUAUAAGUCACCAUUAAAAAUGCACAAAUCUUUGCUUGUGUUUUUUGCUGUAAAAUCUGAUUGUGGAAUUUAAUCAAGGGUUAAAACCAAAAUAUGAUUAUAUCAAAUUUUACUCUUAAUAUAAAUUAUUGAAUGUGACUUGAAUACACUGUAAAUAAACAAUUCAAUCAAAAAUGUUGUGAUGUAAAAAUAUAUGUGCUUGCAAAAUUAUCUGUAAGCUUUCAGCCUCAUACUGAUAGGUCAGCACAGAGCAGAACAUUGCUACAUUGACAAUCUCUCAGAAAAAAAGAAAGCAAAUCUGGGUUUCUGAUAUUAAAAUAUAUUAAUGACCAUGAAUAUUUUACCAGUUUCUGAUGACAAAUGUUAAUUUAACAAAUCAACAUCAGUGAUGUAAGAGUUGGAUCAAAGAGUGUAAUAAAAAAAGAGUGAAAUAAAAGCUUUAUGUUUCAGACUACUAAACCAAUUUUGAGUAGUAAAUAAUGUUUCAUCAGAGCAAUAUUAAAAGAAUACCAGCAAGCGUUUGGUUGUGUUUUUUUUUGUACCUGUAUCAUGUGCUCUGCUAAGAUAUGGUUGGGUGGCAUCACAAUCCCAU
Lymnaea stagnalis (great pond snail) is the source of this 4358-nucleotide messenger RNA. The record is from the annotation of a GenBank genome assembly. Lineage: Eukaryota; Metazoa; Mollusca; Gastropoda; Lymnaeidae.